AUGUUGGCGGCGCCCUGCUCCGCCCGACGCGGCCCCUUCAAGCGCCGCGCCGCCGCCGCCGCAGCCGCAGCCGCGCGCCCCCCCGAGCGCGGCCGCCGCCGCUCCGCCGAGAGCUCCGAGACGCAGCGCCGAGGCGCGCGGGCCAUCCCGGGGGAGCGCGACGCGGGGCACGGCCGGACCCGGGGAGGGGCGGGCGCGGGGCGGGGCGCGGCAGCGGGAGGAGGCCGCGGGCCCAGGCGCCGCUCUAGCCGCUCGGGCCGGGCCGUGCGCGCAGCACCGCGGCCCCUCGCGGCCACCGGGAGCCGGGCAGCGUCGCCAUCUUCAGCCCUUGGGGGCCGCGCCCGGGAUGUAAGGCCGUUGCAAACGCGAGCUGGGAGCCGGGCAGGGGCGUUUUACAAAGGCGAUCGGCUCUGGGCUCCCGGCACCCGGGACCCGGAAAGGGGCGUUUUACAAAGGCGAUCGGGCCCCGGGCUCCGGGCACCCGGGGUAGGGGCGUUUUACAAAGGCGAUCGGCCCCGGGCUCUGGGCAGCUGGGACCCGGGAAGGGGCGCCCUGCAAAGGCGAUCGGCCUUGGGCUCUGAGCAGCUGGGCCUGGAGAAGAGUACCGUUGCUUUCCCUGCUCAGGAGCCUACGGGGACCUCACGGGCACCGCGUGGAGCUCGAGUCACCUUCAGGGGCCGCUGUCACCCUCACAGCCAGGGCACUGGGGCGGUAUGA
Molecule: messenger RNA, 717 nt
Organism: Peromyscus californicus insignis
Lineage: Eukaryota; Metazoa; Chordata; Mammalia; Rodentia; Cricetidae
Product: POLG alternative reading frame
Exons: 1
Coding region: 1-717 (238 amino acids)
Source: RefSeq, a predicted model, not a curated record